Messenger RNA from Daphnia pulicaria, 4492 nucleotides. It is a transcript of the gene Frmd5, whose product is annotated as protein 4.1-like. The record is from RefSeq and is a predicted model, not a curated record. NCBI's taxonomy places the organism in Eukaryota, Metazoa, Arthropoda, Branchiopoda, Diplostraca, Daphniidae. The transcript has 11 exons. The coding region runs from base 1747 to 3903 and encodes 718 amino acids. Gene Ontology annotation, cellular component: cytoskeleton.
GUUGGGGUACUCGUCGUCACCAAAGUCUUGAAUUUCCCUGGCUUUUUCAACCCAUGGAUUCCACACAACUGCAUCGAUAACAAGAUUUGUUGCCCAGUUGAUGACUCUACACAAGGACGGCAAUAGGAGCGUGAAAAAAGUAACCGCCAAAUGUAUUUGCGCCCGCAACCAUUUUCCCUUUUUGUUUCUGGGUUGGUUAUCUGAUGUGGUGGUGGCCGGCCACGUAUCUUUAUUUUUUUGUCGACCAACAAAAAACAACCAAACGACAUUAUUCGAGGUGCGGGUUGGAAACCGGUGGCGAUCCGAGCGCCACCGCCACAAAAAAACACAACAAACCAUAAAUAAGGAAAAAAAUAAGGCGGGCUACUAUUUUACAACUGACAACUACUACACCAACCCCACCACUAAGAUGAAGAAAAAAAAACCAGUCUCGAAAACCAAACCGAUCCGAAAGUCGACACAAAAAAUAACCCAAACAAUUUCAACAUUUCAACUGUCAAAUUCUACCGAAUUGCUUAACUUUUGGUUUAAUUCUAGGCCGAUUGGUAUAGGGAAAUGUUGCAAGUGGUUAACUGACCGUGUAAAUUGAUUGUGCACGUGGUGUUAUUGCCGCGAUCGAGGACGACGACGCUAGUGGGCGCGGCGGCCAUGUUACUACUACCACUGCCACUGCCGCUCGAGUACAUGGCGCAACUGACGUGCCGGCGCGGCUCCACCACCUCCUUUUAUAACCUCCGCAUCUCUCCAUCCCCCUCUAUCUCCCAUAGGUUUUUUUCUUCUUUUUCCUGAUAAUGUCAUUUUCUCUCUUUUCUGAUUAGUCGUUGGCCAUUUGGGGAUGGCUAAUGCGAUUGAUGGUCGAUUCAUUUCGAUUUGUUUCUCUGAUUGAUUUGUUGCCCAUCGACCAACGUUUCAAACGACAAUUAGGACAAGUUGUUUUGACAACCGCUAGAUGGCGAAACACGUCGGAUGACCCGCAAAAAGAUUAAACUGGACAGAAAAAAUUCGAUCUUGAAACUUUUGGAAUGUUUUAUAAUUAAAAAGAAUAAAAAGUGUGUCCGUCUUUGGCAGUAGAGGAGAGCCGCGGAUGAAUAAAUAAAUCGGCCAAACGGCAAGAGUGAGAGACACACGGGCGAGCCCGGUCGAUCGAAGAAUUGUGUUCCGGUGCGGGUGGGGAGGUGCAAGUAUUUGCGCUUGCGCUGGCCCAGUCGAAAAAUGUUUCCCGUUUUUUUCUUUUUUUCUUCUUCUUCUGCCCCGGUCGAGAGUUUGCCGAGUUGGUCGGUCGCCCGUCUCGUCGAUCCAGUGGCCGGUUUCCUCUGCUGCAACACUUUUGUGUCGAGUCGUCACAGUUUUGGGAUCGCCCAGGAGCCAAGGGCCGCAAAAAACAGACACCCCCCACCAAAGAAGAAGAAAAGAAAAAGGGUGGCCAUUGUGUGUGUGUAUGUUGUGUGUGUGUGUGUGUGUGCAUGUGAGUGUGUGUGGAUAUUCCAAGGAGAAGAAGAAGAAGGAAGUUUGGGCGACAUUUCCGGCCUCUUCUUCUUCAGUGUGGAAUCAAAACGUCAAUUCAAGUUGUUUCCCCCCCCCAGCCACUUUUGAUAUCCACUGGGUUAUUUCUUUAUUUGUUUCAAUCCGAUCGUGAUUUUAUUCAAAGAAGGAAAUUGAUGGUCGACUUGAUGUACUACCCCGUCCAAUCGUGAAAAACUUGACAAACACAAGAGGAAAGGGGAGCGUCAAAGGGCCAACCUGGAAAUGUUGAAAUUCAGUAGCAAAAGUGACGUCAACGCCGAGUGCAAGUGCAUCGUGCGGCUAUUGGACGAUUCCGAAGUCAUCGAAUGCGACAUUCAGCCUCGGUGCAAGGCCCAGUACCUGUUGGAUUACGUCUGCGAGCAGCUGGAUGUGCUGGAAAAGGAUUACUUUGGUCUUCGUUACGUCGAUCACCACAAGCAAAGGAAAUGGUUCGAUUUCACCAAAUCAGUGGCCAAUCAAGUCAGAGACGCUCACAAUUUGGUGCUUUGCUUCCGGGUCAAGUUCUACCCGCCGGAUCCGAUGCGACUUCAAGAAGCCACUCGCUACCAAUUGUACCUGCAGUUGAAACGGGACCUCCAGCACGGGCGACUCUACAGUCCCGGCCCGGGUCACGACUUGGCAUUUCUCGCUGCUCUUUGCCUUCAGGAGGAAUUGGGUGACUACGAUCCUGAACGCCAUCUGCCCGGCUACGUCUCUGAAAUGAAUUUGGUGCUAAACCAGUCGGAGAAACUGGAAAAUCAGGUGGAAGAAUUCCAUUCGGGACGGGUCGGCGCACUGGUCGGCAUUUCCGCCUCGCAGGCCGUCAACGCCUUUCUCAAAAAAGCCGCAACACUCGACACUUAUGGCGUCGAUCCUCACCCAGUCAAAGAUCCGAGAGGAGCUCGGCUUUACAUCGGGACGAAUCACAGCGGAGUGGCCACCUUCUACAACGGACGUCGGACUCAUCACUUCCGCUGGAUCGACAUUUCCAAGCUCAACUACGAAGGCAAAAUGUUUAUCAUCCAUCUCAUCAUCAUGGAGGAUGCCAGAACCAAGAAGAAACACACGGUGGGAUUCAAAUGCGCCACUUCGUCGGCCUGUCGCCAUUUGUGGCGCUACUCGGUGGAGCAGCGCAUCUUUUUCACGUUCACGUCGUCGGCGGAAAUUCCAGCUGUCGUCACGGGCGGCAGUUUCUUCUCGCGCGGAUCCAAAGUUCGUUAUUCCGGUCGGGUGGAACGCGAGCUGGCCCUGGAGGAGGUGGCCCUGCUGGCCGCAGCGGCCGCCUCCAACCAGGAGCACCCUGACGGAGUAGGAGGUGGUGAGGGCCAUCCAGGAGCUGACGGGACCUCGUCGUCGUCCGGGGCGACGGGCGGCAGACGCCAUCGAUCGGCGGCUUACGCCUCACGACGCUCGGCUUCUGAGCCAAUCCGCGGCGACGACUUCGACGACGACUACGAGGACGACUGUGAGGAGGAGGAGACGGACGACUUUUCCUUCGAUCGCCACCGCUCCGGCGAACGCAACACUCCCAAUGGAUCGAGGCGGAGUAGAAAUCACGACGACUCGUUGCCAAGGCAACGCCAUCACCCCCACGAUCAAGACGUUGGACCUGAAGGACACGACAGUUACGAGGCGUCGUCGUGCGGGAGCGGAGCCAGUCAGGACGACCGCUCGGAUGUGGCCAGUUGGGUGGCGCUGGACCUGCGGGGAUUGCCCCGUCACCACCUGCAACACCAACAGCACCACCAGCACCACCACCACAACAGCAGCAGCAACGGCUACGACACGCUGACGAUCGACUCGGAUUUCUACGGUUACGCCGGCAGCACGACGGGCAGCACGGCCGCCGAUCCGUCCAACAACAGCUGGUCCCUCCAUCCCUCCGACACUCAGGAUCCUCAUCACUGGCGUGAACGGGACCAUUCCGGCAGUCGCCACUCGGCCUCGCCAGCUCAUUACUCUUCUUCUUCGUCGAGGUACAAGGACGAACCGUCGGACGGCUGGUUGGAUUCGGUGCCCCGACAGCGACGACGACGAGAGCUCAAACUGUCGGAGCAGGUCCUUAGGGCCGCCAUUCCUCUACUACCCCCUGGUGGAGGAUCGCUCAUCCCGGCCGGUCCGUCGCCCGUCGGAGCGGCCGGCAACGCGUUGAAGCGCCACAUCCAACCGGCACAGCACCCCUGUAAAAUGUGGACCAAACGGUUCCUGCUGCUGGGCACGAGCCUCUUCACGGCAUUUUCCUUCAUGGCCCUCACGCUGAUCCUCGUCUACGAAACGGAUUUCCACUGGGCCAUUCAUUUGCGUCACUGGCCCGAAAUGGUUUUCAUCCAGCGACAUUUGUACAUUCCAUUGCGUAAUCUGUUCCCCAUCGGAUCCUCCUCCUCCUCAUCAUCACCGUAAAAAACCGUUGGACGAAAGAUAAGAAAAGUGGAACAUUUUGAAUUUCCUAUCACAGCACUCGACAAAUCAAAUUUUCUUUUUUCUUUUUUAUAAAUUGGUAACUUCGGCGUGACACCUGGCGGCCGAAAUAACAAUCACUUUCAUCAAUUUUAUUUUUGAUUUUUCAAAACAAAAAAAAAGCUUUUUUCCACAUUUUAAUAAUUCUAAAUAAUAAUAAUAAUACUCGUCAAAAAAAUCUCUGGUUGUUAUUGCUCAUAAAAAUUCCUUCUCAUUUCCAUCAAAAGAAAAAAAAACUUGUCCACUGCUACAAUCGACCCAGCUCACAUCACGUCUGUCUCUUAUAUAAUUGAAUUAUCUUAUAUUGAAAAAAAACCAACAAAAAAAACAAGCUUCUCUCAAAAUCAUUUCAAAAACUAAAAUGUCUUUCAAUUCUAGAACAAUUCAUCACACGUUAUAAUUAUGUCCGUUCAUUCCGUGUCAUUUGUUGAUUUCCUUAAACUGCGUUUUAUCCUUUUUAUUUUUCCUCCUCCUCCAUGCUUCGUAUACGAGACAGAAAAGUUCAACAAAUACACCACUCGUUCAAACAUUA